AUGUGCGAAGGCUAAUUAGAAGGAGAAAAAUAUGAAACUCCAUGGCUAAAAGCUUGCUUCUGUGAAAAAAAGCCUAGUAAUUAGGUAAAUCCUAAUAGUAACUGGCUUUAUGAGUAUGUUUUGUUAUUUUUCAAGUAAUUAUGUAAGAGUGACUCAUUUGUCAAUUCAUGA
Messenger RNA from Tetrahymena thermophila SB210, 171 nucleotides. RefSeq lists its product as hypothetical. Lineage: Eukaryota; Ciliophora; Oligohymenophorea; Hymenostomatida; Tetrahymenidae. The transcript has 2 exons. The record is from RefSeq and is a predicted model, not a curated record.